AUGGGGGAUCGCGCACAACGCCAGCCUUCGUGGCUACGAGAUUCGACUAAAAAUGUCCCUUGGGUAUUGCUUGCUGCACAAUCCACUGGAUUUGUGUUGCUAUCGCACUAUUCCCAAAUCAUGCCACCUGCGGGUGGUAAACGAUACCUUACCUCUACCGCCGUUUUCCUGAGCGAAGUCGUUAAACUCGCGAUCGCCCUGACUAUGGCUCUCUACGACGUCUCGAAGAAUGCGCCACCCUCAAUGCCCGCCACCUCCCUCUUCUUCUCCCUCUCAAGCGCCGUACUCUCAGGGGAUAGCUGGAAGUUGGCAAUCCCUGCGGGCCUCGGCGUUUUUUCCAACUCCCUCCAAUACAUUGCGCUGUCUAAUAUGCGCGCGGCGACUUUCCAGGUUACAUUCCAGCUGCAGUUUGUGACUACGGCCAUCUUUGGCCUCAUGGCUCUGCGGCGAAGCAUUGCCCCUCGAAAAUGGGGUCUGCUGUUGCUUCUGCUGCUUGGCGUGGCCUUGGUCCAGUUCCCGGAUGCAAGUGCGGAGCAAAUGUCGUUCGGCGAUGAAGCCUCGCGUCUUCACUUCCCCCGUUCUUUGGAAGAAUGGAAGGCCGUGAAGGGCGUUGGCGGUGCUGCUAAAGUGCAUAAGCGCUCUGCUACGUACGAGGGUAUCGAGGAAGAUAUUCUCACGGCAAACCCGCGGCUGAACCCUACCGUGGGUUUGCUUGCCGUUAUUGGCGCUGCGCUUACCUCGGGUAUGGGUGGCGUCUACUUUGAGAAGGUCCUCAAGGACAGCUCCAACCACAUCUCUUUGUGGGUGCGUAACGUGCAGUUGGCUAUCUACUCUGUCUUCCCGGCGCUCUUCAUUGGUGUGGUAUUCCGGGAUGGCGAGCGGAUCGCGAAUGAUGGCUUCUUCCAGGGCUAUAACUGGACUGUCUGGGCUACCAUUGUAAUUCAGGCUCUAGGUGGUAUCAUUUCCACAUUUGCAAUCAGCCAUACGCAACGAGACCCCAGGUGCUUGGCGACGACCAGCAGUAUCAUCUUGAGCAUAAUUGGAAGCAUUUGGCUCUUUGACUUUGAACUGACGGCCAGCUUCUUCCUGGGCUCUGCUGCAGUCCUGGUGGCUACCCACUACUAUGGCAACCCCAGUUUCAACCCCGCUGCAGUCAAGGUCGGUGGAAUGCGUCCACCGCCCAUUCGCAUCGACAGCUAUGAGAAGGACUCCGGCCUCGAUAAUGGAUCCCCCGUGGGAGACCUUCCCGACGAGAUCUCCAUCAAGCUGCCGACUACCCCUUUCUUGUCUGACGGCAUGUCAUCUUCUCGCCCCCAGUCGCCGAACCCGGGCCACACGCGGGUGAGCUCCAGCCGGAACCCCAGUGAAGCACACUAUUACGAAAAGGAAUAG
Messenger RNA from Penicillium subrubescens, 1392 nucleotides. Its product is annotated as putative UDP-galactose transporter. The record is from RefSeq and is a predicted model, not a curated record. Gene Ontology annotation, molecular function: UDP-galactose transmembrane transporter activity. Gene Ontology annotation, biological process: pyrimidine nucleotide-sugar transmembrane transport. NCBI's taxonomy places the organism in Eukaryota, Fungi, Ascomycota, Eurotiomycetes, Eurotiales, Aspergillaceae. Bases 1 to 1392 code for a protein of 463 amino acids. The transcript is spliced from 4 exons. Gene Ontology annotation, cellular component: Golgi membrane.